CAUGAUCUACUUUCCGCCCGACUCCCUCGUGUCGCUCCUCCGUGCGCUCACGCUUAAUCACAGGACAGCAUAGGAAGGACCUCCUUGUUAUUUUGGAGUGGUUUCGGCGCCUUAUGCCGGUGCGCGAGAGGGUGAAAUCAUCAGGCAGCGCAGGUGGAAGGAUCUUUUACGACGCUGCGGUACAGAUGAUUGAACACUUGGAGCAUCCACUCAGCGCAAUCAGCCACCGGCGCGUCCUCUCUGUCGGAAAUUGAGAUUCAGAGCACUUUUGGAGAGGUGGACAAGUCAAGGAAAUCAUUUUUUUUUAAACGGCGUGGAGGAUGUAAUAUUUUCUUUUGCGCACCGGUAAUCGGACUACCACGGGAGCAAAUCAACCUUUUUGUCCUCCUACUUGGACAUUGAACAUUUUUACUCAAGAGGAAAUAACGCAUGGAGAAAUGAGCUUGUCCAUUGCCCCUUUUGGAUUGUGAGCUAUUUGUAUUUUUUUUUUUUCUCUCGCAAGAACAUCCUUGUCCUUGCGUCGCUACUCCGCGCGCUCUUUCAUGGCAUCGCUGACCCACUCGGCCAGACGUAAAGACGCCAGUGGCUGGCCGAGGAUGUCGUCAACUUUCUGGGCUUUUGUGCUCCUCACCGCAUUCUUGGUUCUCUAUUGCGGCCAGCUGGCAGCGGGGACAUGUGAAAUUGUGACGCUGGAUAGGGACAGCAGCCAACCUCGGCGGACCAUCGCCAGGCAGACGGCCCGCUGCGCCUGCAAGAAGGGCCAGAUCGCGGGAACCACGAGAGCCAGACCCGCCUGUGUGGACGCCGCCAUUGUUCGGAAAAAGCAGUGGUGCGAGAUGGUGCCGUGUUUGGAGGAUGAGGGCUGCGACCUGUUAGUUAAUAAAUCCGGUUGGACUUGUACGCAGCCCGGAGGCCGAGUCAAGACGACCACGGCUCUAUGACGCGACAGGACUCUCCCUCCACAUUCUUGCACUAACGAGAGCAUUGACGACCCCCUUGACACCACCGCCGCCACUAUCACAAGCCUACCCAUUCCUCGGAGGCCUUCCAUCCUGCACCGUUGGUCCUUGUGGAGGCAGAAAGGUCUCCUAACACCUCCAGAGCACCAGAAAGGGAGUGUUUGCAGGACUCUCCCUCCCCCAUCUCCCCAGGACAUUGGAUAAAUGACUCGCAGAAAAACACUGUUCCCCACGAGCGGCUCCACAGGCUUCCUGACUUCUCCCACCCGGUGCGUGUCGUCGGGUCAACGCGGUCGCCUGCUCUCCAGUCCCGCCCGCUCGGUCCAAUUAGCAGCUUUUGCCCGUCGCCGUGGAGGGUCGUACCCCUGCUAAACAGCGGUUUCCUCCCCAUCAGAAGUCCUCGGAAUUGCUUUUGACUAAACACAGGAAUUGCCCGCGUUUCUUCACCUCUCUUUCACAUCAGCGGGGCGCUCGGACGGAGAAGCGAAGCGCCUUCCGCCGGGGCAAACCUCCCAUAUUUUUAUAGACCAAAGAGUAAAAGAACAAAUGGGUGAGUACUGACGCAGAGGUGUCCUCGCCAAGAACCCGUGGACUCCUUGCAUUGUCUGGCACGGAUCAAAGGAGUACUUUUGUCCUUUUCCUGACGUUUUUUUCUUUCCUCAGACUGAACCCAUCACUGUACUUUGGAACUGGAGAUAUAGGUACCACAUACGUAUAAUUGUGUAUCGAGAAAAAAAAAUGGACACAAUGGUCGAGACGGCUCGGGAAGUUGAAAAAAAAUGCGAAUGGAAAAGACGGCGUGAAGAAAUGUCCUUUAAUGUAUUUUGAAAGGCCCUAAAAGUUAUAUAUUUAACAGUUUUUAUAUGUUGUACCUUUGUAGAGAAGCUUAUUGGACUUGUGGUCUCAAUGACAGUUAGGAUGUGAACAAACGCUGUUGUCCUCAUCACCGCCGGCGCUCGUAGUCAUGGGUUUUUCCGUUCACACUAGCCGCUUUCUUUUCACGCUCAUUUCCGAGUCACCGUCCGGCAAAAAAAAAAGAAAAAAUCCCGAGGACUGACCGACCCCGCCGCCGACUUAACAUUGUAAAUGUAUAGUAGUCAGUGGAAGCCAUUGAAGACUGCUAAUUUGCUAUGAUAUUGUAUUGUACACAAUGUGGAAUACUGACUCAUUUCCUCUCGAUGGGCUUUUGAUCUCUUAAUUUAUUUCCGUGCUUGUGUUGCUUCGCACAACAAUCGGGCCUCUGCGAGCAGAACCGGGAGAUCGGACGAGAGCGGCAGAGAUCGGACGGUCAUUGACAUACGGUACUUUUUUUUUAUCAUGAAAUAUUUUAAG
Corythoichthys intestinalis (scribbled pipefish) is the source of this 2291-nucleotide messenger RNA. It is a transcript of the gene tafa5a, whose product is annotated as TAFA chemokine like family member 5a. NCBI's taxonomy places the organism in Eukaryota, Metazoa, Chordata, Actinopteri, Syngnathiformes, Syngnathidae. Gene Ontology annotation, molecular function: G protein-coupled receptor binding; receptor ligand activity. The record is from RefSeq and is a predicted model, not a curated record. Gene Ontology annotation, biological process: G protein-coupled receptor signaling pathway. Bases 543 to 941 code for a protein of 132 amino acids. The transcript has 5 exons.